Molecule: messenger RNA, 3354 nt
Organism: Ipomoea nil (Japanese morning glory)
Lineage: Eukaryota; Viridiplantae; Streptophyta; Magnoliopsida; Solanales; Convolvulaceae
Exons: 4
Coding region: 1-3354 (1117 amino acids)
Source: RefSeq, a predicted model, not a curated record
AUGGAAGGGGUAAACAAAUUAAUUGAUUUUGCAAUUAAGCAUAGAUGUAUUGAAGGAAGAAUAUUGUGUCCUUGCGUGAAGUGUAAAUUUAGGUAUUGGUUAUAUAAAUUUGACGUGAAAGAACAUUUAAUUUGUGAUGGGAUUGUACCUGGAUAUGUUCAUUGGAUUUGGCAUGGUGAAGGGGGAUCUUUAGACACUUCUAGUAGCACUCCUAAUGUUGUGCCUACUAAUGUGCAAAUUGAGAAUCCUGAAGUAAAUAUCAUUCAUGAUGCUUUUGCACAUAUUUUACAUGGUAUAAAUGAGCCUUCAACAUCACAACAAACACUACUUGGGGAUGGAGUAUUACCUAGAGAGGAUAGUGAAGACAGUAAAAUAUUUUAUGAGUUGCUCAAAGAUGGAAAUCAAGAGUUGUAUGAAGGGUGUAACAAGUACUCAAAAUUAUCAUUUUUGUUAAAGUUGUACCACAUCAAGUGCUUGGGUGGAAUAAGCAAUAAAGCAAUGUCUAUGAUUUUUGAAUUGUUAAAAGAUGCUUUUGAACAAGCAAGGCUUCCUGAUUCUUUCUAUGAGGCAAAAAAAACCAUCAAUAGACUUAGUCUUAAUUAUGUUAGCAUUCAUGCAUGUCCAAAUGAUUGUAUGCUAUACUGGGGAGAUGAUAAAGCUACAGAAACAUGCAAAGUAUGUCAUACUUCAAGAUGGAAACAACCAAACGGGAAGAAUGGUGGUGAUGUGCGUUGUGGUAGAAAGUUUAAAAAGAAACCUUCUAAAGUGUUGCGUUACUUCCCUCUUAAGCCUAGGUUGCAACGGUUGUUUAUGUCUUCUAAAACUGCUGAAUAUAUGAGAUGGCAUGCUAUGGAUAUUAACAAAGAUGGGUUGAUGCGACAUCCUAGAGACUCUGAAUCAUGGAAGCGAUUUAAUGAAGUCCAUGUAGAAUUUGCUGUUGACCCACGAAAUGUAAGACUUGGGUUAGCUGCGGAUGGUUUCAAUCCAUUUGGACAUCAAAGUUCUACACAUAGCACUUGGCCUGUGAUUUUAAUUCCUUAUAAUUUGCCUCCAUGGAUAUGUAUGAAACAAACCUCAUUUAUUUUGUCUAUGAUUAUUCCUGGGAAAAAGAUGCCAGGGAAUGAUAUAGAUAUUUACAUGCAACCAUUGAUUAAAGAGUUAAAUGAGUUGUGGAGUUUUGGAAUAGAAACAUUUGAUGCUUCACAGGGUCAGUUUUUUAAACUACAUGCAGCUCUAAUGUGGACAAUUAGUGAUUUUCCUGGGCUAGGUAACUUAUCUGGGUGGAAUACACAUACAGGGCUAGCAUGCCCCUCAUGCAACUUUGAUUUUUUGCCAAAUCGCCUUCCACAUAGUAGGAAGUGGUGUUUUAUGGGUCAUCGUCGGUUCUUAGGGUCUUCUCAUCGGUAUAGACAUCACAACUCUAAAUUUGAUGGAACCAAAGAUUUGAGAAGUCCGCCAAAGAUGUUGUCAGGUUCAGAUGUUUUGAAUCAGCUUGCAGAUAUCAAUAUUACAUUUGGGAAAAACCUAGAAAUGACUGAGAAGGGGAAAAGAUCACGAGUGAGAAGAGUUGAAGAUGGUGAUACGCAACAAUGGAAGAAGAGAAGUAUAUUUUUCCAACUCCCUUAUUGGGAAUUCAAUUUGUUGCACCACAACCUUGAUGUCAUGCAUAUUGAAAAAAAUGUUUUUGACAAUGUGUUGUUUACUUUGCUAAAUGACGCUGCAAGAUCAAAAGAUAAUCUAAAUGCUCGAAUGGAUUUAGUGUCAAUGGGUAUAAGAGAUGACCUUUGGCCUAAUGAAAAUGGAAAAUACUCUCCAAGUUGUUUUACAAUGACAAAUACAGAAAAAGAUGUAUUUCUUGCAACACUAAAGAGUGUAUUACUGCCAGAUGGUUACUCAAGUAAUAUUUCAAGAUGUGUUGAUUUGAAGAAUCGCAAGAUACAUGGAUUGAAAAGUCAUGAUUGUCACAUUCUUAUGGAACAUCUAUUGCCAAUUGCCAUACGUAAUCUAUUACCAGAUCAAGUUUGUAUGGUUUUGGUAGAAUUGGGUUCUUUUUUCAGACAAAUAUGUAGUAGAGUAUUAAAUGUCAAAGAGCUUGAUAACCUUCAAAGUCGACUUGUGCUAACAUUAUGCCAUAUGGAAAUGAUAUUUCCACCAUCAUUUUUCACAGUAAUGGUGCAUUUAGUUGUUCACCUUGUUGAUGAGGUUAAGCUUGGAGGUCCUGUUCCAUACCGAUGGAUGUACAGCAUUGAGAGGUACUUAGGACAUUUGAAGUCUUUUGUACGCAACCGAGCAAACCCAGAAGGUUCUAUAGCCGAAGGUUAUAUUGCUGAAGAAUGUCUUACAUUUUGCUCAAGGUAUUUAGAAGGUGUUGAAACAAGGUUCAACCGAUCUAGGCGUGUUGAUGAUGUGCCAUUUUAUGCUGAAAAUAUUCAAAGCAAUAUCUUCAAACAAAUUGGUCGACCAGUAGGCAGUGUUUCAACUUUCCAACUAACUGAUAUAGAGAAACAACAAGCACAUCGAUAUGUGCUAAUGAAUUGCAAACAUGUUGACAAAUACGUUGAGGAAUUUACAGUUUUAACGAAGAGACGACUAAGAAGGCGGACGAGAUCUUCUGCUGAGAUUCAAAAAAUAGUUAAUAGAGAUUUUUCCAAUUGGUUUGCAAAGAGAAUCCUAAAUAAUGACAAUCAAGAGCAAGUGUCAGAUGACAUUAUGUUUUUAGCAAGAGGUCCACUUACUCAUGCUAGAAGAUUUUCUUCAUAUAACAUUAAUGGUUUAAGAUUUCAAACAGUGAACCGAGAAGAAGGACUGAAGUCUCAAAAUAGUGGAGUAUUUGUUAUUGCUGGAACUCCAAGUGUUGCAAGUAGUCGUGAUACUCAUGGGGUUUUUGGAGAUGUUGCUUAUUAUGGAAAAUUUGUUGACAUCAUUGAACUCAAUUACUACAGCAAAUUUGUGGUUACACUAUUUAAGUGUAUAUGGGCUGAUACGACUACUCCAAGAGGGAUAAGAAGAGAUCAUUAUGGCUUCACCGAAGUUAACUUCUCUAGAACAAUACAUGUUGGAGAUAGUAUAGAUGAUGAACCAUAUGUGUUAGCUGAACAAGCUCAGAUGGUGUUUUAUGUCACUAAUGAGAUGGAGAAAGAUUGGAAUGUUGCAAUACCUUUCAAACCAAGAGACUUUUUUGACAUGGGUGAAAAUGCUGACAGUAGCGUAUAUGAUUGUACUUCAAUCUCAAGUGAAAACCAAAAUCCUGUGGUUUUAAAUGAGAUUGAAAAUUUGCAGUUAACAAGAGAAGAACUAAAUGAUGAAAUAACCACUGUUGUUGAUAGUGGAAUUGAAAGAGCAGAUAAUGAUUAA